AUGGAUAGGUAUAUGUGUAGUAUCUUCCAGCAUAUAACGAAGAAUUUAAAAUAUGAUUCGAGUGAUGGAAAAUAUAAUUUGAAUGAUGAUGCAACUCUCAAAAAUUAUUGUGGUAAUGGAAAAUGUGAAGAGGAAAUCGGUAAAAUUAGUGCUGCAUGUUUAUAUUUUUUUGAUGAACUCAUUGGGAAUUCUGCUGCAAAAAGUAACAUCAAUAUUGUUGAAUACAUUAUGAUAUGGUUAAGUUAUAUGUUAAUCCAAACCAAAAGUGGAGAAAACAACAGUCUAAAUGAAGUUUAUACUAAACAUAUAGAAAAUGACGAGAGGUAUAAAAAGGAAAUAAAUGGUGUUACUGCUUAUAAAGAUUAUAAGGAUCUUAUAGAUAGAAAUUCUUAUUUUUUAAGUAUGGAUAAAAAUAUUAUAUAUAAAUUAUAUGAUGCAUUAGCAUCAUUAUGUAGUAUGUAUGUUAACGAAGAUGGACACGUCCCAACUUGCGAUGAAUGUAAGAAAGCUGCAAAUACGUUUGUUGAAAGAUAUGAAGAAACUAUCAAAGAUCCUAAUAUUAGUAAAAAUGGUUUAUAUAAUAAAGUAUUAUCUAUUUUAUCUACUUUAUCAACUGAUUAUGAUAAUUUAAAAAAGAAAAAUGACAAUAGUUCAUCCUUGCCAUCGAUAAAAACAAAGAUUUAUCUACAAAAAUAUGGAUUUUUUUCAUUAAGUUUGUUGAUAACAAACUAUUUUUAUAUACUUUUAUUGAUAUUUGGUACAAUAGUAUUUUUUAUAGGAAUUUAUUAUAAGUAUUCGUUAUCUGGAUUUCGGAAACGAUUUAAAAAACAAUAUUUAAGGAAAAAACUAAAAAAAAUAAAGAAGGAAUGGACCAUUGAUAUAUGA
Molecule: messenger RNA, 885 nt
Organism: Plasmodium yoelii
Lineage: Eukaryota; Apicomplexa; Aconoidasida; Haemosporida; Plasmodiidae
Exons: 3
Coding region: 1-885 (294 amino acids)
Source: RefSeq, a predicted model, not a curated record